UUACCUUUGGCUAGAAUAAAGAAAAUUAUGAAAUCGGAUCCAAGUGUUAGGAUGAUAUCUUGGGAAGCUCCACUUUUGUUUGCUAAAGCUUGCGAGUUUUUUAUUUUAGAGUUAACAGCUAGAUCGUGGAUCCAUACAGAUUUAAGUAAAAGAAGAACUCUGCAGAGAUCAGAUAUAAUACACGGUGUUUCAAGGGUGGAGGCUUUUGAUUUCCUAAUUGACGUUUUGCCAAGGGAUGAAAUCAAACCG
Messenger RNA from Dictyostelium purpureum, 249 nucleotides. RefSeq lists its product as uncharacterized. Gene Ontology annotation, molecular function: DNA-binding transcription activator activity, RNA polymerase II-specific; protein heterodimerization activity. Gene Ontology annotation, biological process: regulation of DNA-templated transcription. The transcript is spliced from 2 exons. Gene Ontology annotation, cellular component: nucleus; CCAAT-binding factor complex. The record is from RefSeq and is a predicted model, not a curated record. Lineage: Eukaryota; Evosea; Eumycetozoa; Dictyosteliales; Dictyosteliaceae. The annotation marks the transcript as partial.